This is a messenger RNA of Phaeodactylum tricornutum CCAP 1055/1, 650 nucleotides long. RefSeq lists its product with no specific name. Bases 148 to 639 code for a protein of 163 amino acids. The record is from RefSeq and is a predicted model, not a curated record. Gene Ontology annotation, molecular function: structural constituent of ribosome. The transcript has a single exon. NCBI's taxonomy places the organism in Eukaryota, Bacillariophyta, Bacillariophyceae, Surirellales, Neidiaceae. Gene Ontology annotation, cellular component: ribosome; cytosolic large ribosomal subunit. Gene Ontology annotation, biological process: translation.
CUGCAACACUCAAUCGGAAGUUGAUUGAAGCGUUCUUGUCGAAAUCAUCCCAAGGACAAUUCGACCGCAGUCUCAUUAGUACCUGCAUUUCGUGAGUUACUCGUUCCAGAUUUUGGACUUUCCCGUUACCACUAAACUAGAAAUACCAUGCCGCACUCCUUUGGACUCCGGGCGCGUACGCGCCAUAUGUUCGCCAAGAAGCACCGUCAACAUGGUCCCAUUCAUCUGUCGCAGUACUUGAUGAAAGUCAAGGUCGGUGAUUAUGUCGACAUCUUUGCCGACCCCGCUGUUCAUAAGGGUAUGCCCCACAAGGGAUAUCAUGGACGUACAGGAAUUAUUUUCAACGUUACCAAGUCGGCGGUUGGUGUACGUGUAAACAAGUUCGUCAAUGGACGUAUCAUUGAGAAACGUAUUCAUGUCCGUAUCGAGCAUGUCCGAAAGUCCAAGUGCCAGCAAGAAAUUCUGCGACGCAAGAAGGAGAACGAAGCUGCCAAGGACGAAGCGCGCAAGACGGGAAACCAGGUUAACCUGAAGCGAACUCCGAAGCUCCCCAAAGACGGUUACAUGCUGGCUGCUCCCGGAGGAGAAGGAGCGGAAAUUACUACCAUCCAGCCGCUCCCAUUCAGCGAUCUCGUUUAAAAUAAACAAAG